This is a messenger RNA of Plasmodium falciparum 3D7, 2565 nucleotides long. RefSeq lists its product as uncharacterized. NCBI's taxonomy places the organism in Eukaryota, Apicomplexa, Aconoidasida, Haemosporida, Plasmodiidae. The record is from RefSeq and is a predicted model, not a curated record.
AUGAUCUAUUUGGAACCCCUAGAAAGUAAUGAUAAAAAAGAAGACAAUUGGGAAAAUAACAAAAUUAAUGAGGAUGAGAAUAAUGACAAUUGUGAGAAUAUAUUUUUGAGCGCAAAAGAAAAAAGAGAUAAUGAAAUAAAUAGAAUAUUAAAAAAUAUGAAAAAGGAAGAAAGGAAUUUAUGUUUUCCAUUAUUAGAUUUAUACUUUUUGAAUAAAAAUUUUAAAUGGCAGAAUUUAAAAGAAAGUUUAGAGCUUCCCAAUAAUGUAAAUGAAUAUAUAAACUUGAAUCUUUUAAAAAAGGAAAUAUUUCCAAAAGAUAUAAUUUUUCAAAAUGAUCAAAAGAAAAAACAUGAAAAAACAUGGAUUUAUAAUAAAUUGAUAAAAAGUGGAUUAUUAUAUGAUAAGAAGAUAAAAGAUAACAUAAUAAAUAAAUUAAAUAAUAAUUAUAAUAUUAUCGAAAAAUCUGAUAAUAUAAAAAAUGAAAAUAAUCAUAAUAUCAUUGUUAAUCAUAAUUUUCCUUGUGAAUGGAUAAAUAGUGAUGAUAUCAUUGGUACCUUUAAUCCAAUAUAUAAUGCACGAGAUAAAAUAAUUAAUGAUAAUUAUAUAUCGUCUGUACCAACGAUUGAUAUAUUUUAUAAUUCUUCCAAAUUAUUAACAAUUCAAACAAUAUUUGAACCGAUUAAUCAUUAUAUAUAUUUAUUACGUCUAUUACCAAAAUUUAGUUUACCUUUAUAUGAUUCUGGUAUUUUACAAUAUGUAUGUGAAGAUCCUAUAUUGAAUGGUAAAUUAAAAGGACUAGAAUUAUCUUAUCGUUUAUUAGUACAUGAUAUUUUAUUUUAUGCAUUCUUUUCUUAUUUAUCUGAUUUGCCUUUCUGGGCUAAACCUCCAAUAGAAAUAUUGAGAAUAUAUAAUUAUGAAAGCUUAUAUUCAUUUAAUGAUUGUGAAUCUGAGCACACGGAAAGGUUAGUAUUCCAUAAUAUCAAAAGUAUUAUAUAUAACUUUUCUGAUACAUUAAAUAAAAUUGAAUUAUUAUAUCCAAAAAAUUAUUAUAUAACUAUAUUUCCAAAUAUAUAUUUUAAAAAUAUUAUUGACUUUUUAAAAUCUGAAAAAUUCAAAUUGAAAAAAAUGAUUAUCUUACUUAAAGGUACAAAUUAUAUGGAUCUACAAAAGUUGAAUUAUAUCAAGUCCAUUUUUUAUCAUUUGAGAGGUGAUAAAACGGAGCAAAUAUCAUGUAACAUGAAUAAUAUGAUGGAUAUGACGAUAGGUGGGGCACACAUAAAAAUAAAUAAAGCAAAGGCAGGGGAUCUAUAUGAGUGUGAUCAUGAUUAUAAAGUUGAAAAAAAAGGUACUCAAUAUAUUAUUGAGGCAAUGAAAAAAUGUUCAAAAGGAAAUCCAAGAGAUAAAUGGGACGAACAAAGUAAUACAUCCAACAAAAAAAAAAAUAAAAACAACAACAAAAAAAACAAAAACAACAACAAAAAAAACAAAAACAACAACAAAAAAAACAAAAACAACAACAAUAAUGAUAAUGAUAAUGAUAAUAAUGAUAGAUAUACUAUUAAUAGUUGUAUGCACAAUCAUCAGAAUUAUACCAUUAGCAAUCAUUUUGAUAAAUUAAAAACCCAUGAAUGUUAUGUAGAAAUAGCAAACGAAGAAAAAGGUCACAAUAAUGUGCGUGAACAUAUUUGUACACAAUCGAUUUUAAACAAUAUUAUAAAUUCAAAUGAUCAAGUAAUAAUGACGAAAGAAACAAAUGAUAAUAUAGAUACAUCCAAUAUUAAUAAUAAUAAUAAUAAUAAUAAUAAUAAUGAUAAUAGUCAAGAAAAUAAUAAUUUCCAUGUUUAUAAUAAUAAUAAUUAUAAUAUACAUAAUUGUGCUCAUCAUAUAUAUUGUCAAAUGGACCAUCCGAGCAGGGAAAAUAAUAUAACAUUAGCAUUUAAAAAUGAAAACAAGUCAAAUAGUUUAUCAUCAGAAUUGUCAAACAGUGAUGAUGAUACGGAUGAUGAAAAUAUCGAUGGAUUUUUUAAAACGAAAAAAUUAAAAACUACGGUUUAUGAUAAAAGUACUUUUUCCUUCUCCAAAUUUGUUAAUAAAAUAAUAAAUUAUGAAAAAAUAAUUGACUAUUUAAAUAACGAUCCUCAGCGUCAAGAGAAGGAAGAUUCGAAGAUAAAAUUUUUUGUAAAAAUGUUGUUAUUUGAAAAAAGAUAUUCUAGUUAUGAUGUAAACAAUGAUGAAAUCGAUAUACAUAAUGAUGAAAAUACAAACGAAGGAUUUUUUCAGAGUUAUAGCUCUGAGAAUACCAGAAAUGUUCCGGCUGGGAUAAAUGAGGAUGGACAGGAAAUAUUUAAUACAAAUUCAUAUGUAGAAAAUAUUCAUAAUGAUGUAAAUGAUAGUGUAUCGAAUUCAUCUGAUUAUAUUAGUAACCUCAUUCAAAAUUUUAGAAGAAAUUAUGUAAGUAACAAUUUCUUAUCCUUUAGUAGGAAUGCAGAAAAAGAGCAAGAGAAUAAUAUGAAUAUAGAAACUACCCAAGAUAAUUUUACAAGCAUAACAUUUAAUUUUAAUUAA